UUUUCAUCAUUGGAUUAGGGUUUUUGUGUUUCCUUCGUCUGGAAACCCACCCUCUUCCAUUCACAUUCUCUCUCCCUCCGAAUCUCACCGUACAUGUUUCUUUAUCAUUGGCAUUCCCCUUUUCAUUCAUGACCUCAUUUUCCCAGUUCUUCAAAUUCCAUUUAGUACUCUGUGCCCUAAUUUCAUGAUUUCAGCAAUGGGAAGCAAAGGCCGCAUUUCGCCGCCUCCGCACCUGCGCGUUCCGCUGCGUCUCAGCAUGCAGAGAUGAAGCGCCUGACGACGGAGAACCAGCUGCUCGCACUGCUGUCCACGCAUACGUGGCGACACUGGAGGAGUGAGCUGGAGCAGCAGCAGGCUCGCGGGGAGGCGCAGCACUUCAAAAGCGCAGCACUUCAGGAACUGCAGAGGGUUCACACUGAUGUUGUUCAGAUCCCUGCACUUAUCUCUGAGCUUGAAUGCCUCAGACAGGAUUAUCAGCAUUGCAGAUCGUCAUCCCGUCGCGACAGAUGCAUCUUUUACGGAUCGUCAUAUCAUGCAAUGGGAAGCAAAGGCCGCAUGCCACCGCCUCCACACCUGCGGCGUUCGAUUCCGCCGGGUCCCGCCGUGAUGCCGCACCAGCUUGUCGCACCGUUUGAUCUACUCCCGCCGCCGCAGGUGAUGGAGCAGAAGCUAGCGUCUCAGCAUGCGGAGAUGCAGCGCCUGGCGACGGAGAACCAGCGGCUUGCAGCUACGCAUGGUGCGCUGCGGCAGGAGCUAGCGGCGGCCCAGCACGAGCUGCAGAUGCUCCACGCACACGUGGCAGCUCUUAAGGGAGAUCGGGAGCAGCAGGUGCGCGUGCAGUUGGAGAAGAUCUCGAAGAUCGAGAGCGAAGCCCAGAACGCAGAGGGUGUGAAGUUGGAGCUGCAGCAGUCUCGCGGAGAGGCACAAAACCUUGUUUUGGCUAGGGAUGAACUUGUUUCGAAAGCGCAGCACUUGACUCAGGAACUGCAGAGGGUUCACACUGAUGUUGUUCAGAUUCCCGCCCUUAUAUCAGAACUUGAAUGCCUCAGACAGGAGUAUCAGCAUUGCAGGGCCACUUUUGACUACGAAAAAAAAUUAUACAAUGAUCACCUUGAGUCACUUCAGGUGAUGGAAAAGAACUAUGUUUCUAUGAGUAGAGAAGUGGAAAAACUUCGAGCCGAGCUAUCAAACACUGCUAAUGUGGAUCGGAGAAAUAGUGGGCCAUAUGGUGGCACGUCUGGAACUAAUGAUAACGAGGCUUCUGGUCUUCCUGUGGGGCAAAAUGCUUAUGAAGAUGGUUAUUCUGUCAUGCAGGGACGUGGUCCCCUCCCUGCAGCCAGUGGGGGUGGAGGCAGUGCUACUACACUUGCUUCUACUGGAGUUCAACCGGGUUCAACUCCUGCAGGGACGGGUUAUGAUCCUCCCAGAGGACCUAGUUAUGGUUCAUCUGCAGGACCUAAUUAUGACACACAGAGGAGUGUUACCUAUGACACGCAAAGGCUGACUGGUUACGAUGCCUUUAGAGGAUCUACUUAUGAUUCCAAGAGAGGGGCAAUUUUUGAUGCUCAAAGAACUUCCUAUGAUCCACAGAGAGGUUCAGGAUAUGAUAUGCAGAGAGGAACUGGUUACGAUUCAUCGAGAGCUGGUGGCUAUGAUACACAGUCUAGAGGGGUUGGUGGUCCUCAUGGACAUGCUCCACCCGUGAACAAUAUACCUUAUGGAUCCACAACCCCGCCUGCUCGUAGUGGAGGUGGAUAUGAAGCUACUCGAGGUGUAAACUCCGGUCGAAGAUGAUGAUGACGACCUGAGUUUUGGAACUUCAGUCAUGAACAUUUGGUUUUGUCCUAUCUUGUUGUAAUGUGCAUAGUCCACGAGAGGGAAAACAAAUGUUCGUCAUUAUUGGGAAGACAUUCUCCCGCCACAUGAAUUUGGUAACACAUUACCCAUCUAACUUGCCUAUAUAUUUUAUUUGAUAUUUGGGAUGUGGUUUAAUUUUAUUAA
Molecule: messenger RNA, 2001 nt
Organism: Vigna angularis (adzuki bean)
Lineage: Eukaryota; Viridiplantae; Streptophyta; Magnoliopsida; Fabales; Fabaceae
Product: protein FLX-like 2
Exons: 6
Coding region: 265-1794 (509 amino acids)
Source: RefSeq, a predicted model, not a curated record